AUGGUGACCAUAGGGUCUGAGCUGAUCUCUGACCUGCGCCACACGAAUGACUUCCUGAACCAACAGAGGAACAUUCUCUCUGAGAAAGGAUUCAAGGAAACUUUAGCAGGCCAGACACAGAUGUUCGAGACCCGGCUGCUGAAAUCGCAAGGUAUGAUUGGCACUGAGCAUGCCAGGCAGCUUUCAGAACUCUUGAGUGGUGGUCCAUGGGAUGCUGACAUGAAGGAGAGGUUGGGAUCAGCUUUGAACAAAGCGCUCCUUCCCAAAGAAGGAGCUGUUCAUGGAGCUUCUGGCUCACCCCGACGUGCAAACCAAGAGUGCCUCUGCUUCACAAAGUACCUCACAGCAAAAGAGCUCGAAGUGCUCGCUUCAGAUUGUCACCAUUCGACCAAGGUCGAAACAUUGAUGAUGAGAAUGGAAAAGAUUGGCUUGCACUUAGCCACUGAACGAACAUAUGCUAGCAUCGUUGGCUCAGCUGCCCAGCUGGGCAUCAAGCUGGGUGCAAAUCUCACAGGUGAGCAAUUGUUGCAAGACUUGAAGUCGAGAUUGCGGUCGUAUCUGAAGCACAGGCCAAGGCUUGAUGCAUCCUUGUUUCUCAUCAAGUACCCGGCCACGCCUGAUGAACUGCCUGAUGCGCUCUGGCAAAGAGCGUACUCAAAGGAUGAUCAGCCUGAGGGCAGGGACGUCCAUGCAGAAUACGUCAGGAUGAGGAAGAGAAGGGAUGCGGCCCAGCAGACCAUGAUGGCCACGGGCAGCGGUGGGGUCAGCACUGGACGCGAAGGUGGGGUCAGCCCCAUGGAAGUCCUUAUGCAGUUCAUGCAGACCAUGAUGGCCCAGCAGAACGGCGGCGGCAUCAACCUGCAGAUGAACUUGCCCAGGAAGAGGCAAAAGGCUUUGGAGGACACUUCUGCAGAGAAAACGCCGCUGGCCUUGGAAGACAAGAAGGAUGAUCCCGAGGAGAAGGAUGACCAGAAACAGGAGAAGGAUGAGAAGAAGGCCGAGAAGAAGGAAGAGAACAAAGUGAACUUGUUUGACCUUGAUGUCACUGCUGGGAAGCCAGCAGAUGCCAAAGAGCAUAUGGAAAAGACUUCCAAUGCCAUGCAGAAGCGAGAGGGCAUGAUGAUGCUGAUGAUGGAGACCUGA
Cladocopium goreaui is the source of this 1143-nucleotide messenger RNA. The record is from the annotation of a GenBank genome assembly. NCBI's taxonomy places the organism in Eukaryota, Dinophyceae, Suessiales, Symbiodiniaceae.